AUGUCGUCGCCGCAGAAGGUCACCUUUCUCUCCCGCAACUAUAAGAUCGCGGGACUCUUUUAUCCUCCAGUGGCCAAUUCGCCCGACCGCUCCGGUGCUGCCAUUGUCAUUUGUCACCCCUGGACUUCCAUCAAAGAACAGUCACCUGCCAAUUAUGCUCGUGUUCUGACUCAGGGCGGAUUCUCCUGUCUCACUUAUGACGCCGCGUACCAAGGCGAGUCGGAGGGCGAACCGCGAGAUUUGGAGGACCCUUACCAACGUGUCGAGGAUAUCAAGAGCGGAGUGACGUAUCUGGUCAGCCGAAAGGAUGUCAACUCUGAUAAGAUUGGGGUGCUGGGUAUUUGUGCAUCGGGUGGCUAUGCGCCCUUCGCAGCCCAGACCGAUCUACGCAUCAAGGCUUGCGCCACCGCAGCUGCGGUCUGCGUCGGCACAAUGGCUCGUCGGGGAUUCGACAAGGACUCCUCCAACUUGGACAUCUUGAAAACUCAACUUGAGACCGCUGGCAAAGACCGAAAUAGUGAUAUCGGCGGCGAAAAGGUCCCCAUUGUCCACAUGCUCCCCGAGAAACCGGAAUAUGCCCCUGCAGAAUUCCCAGAGUCUUUCCGAGACUUGAUGAACUAUUACCGCACUCCUCGAGCGUUCCACCCACGCGCCACCAACACCUGCCUACCGCGCAGUUGGGACCUCAUGGGAAAUUUCGAUGCCUUUGCCCACAAUGAUAUGAUUAGUCCGCGACCCUUGCUGAUGAUCACCGGCACCAAGGCUGCGACUAAAUGGUAUAGCGAGGACGGUGUACAGAAGGCAAAAGAGCCCAAAGAGCUAUACGUUGUGGAUGGUCUGACACAUGCUGACCUCUAUGACAAGGUUGAUAAAGCUGGUGCUAAAUGUGUUCAGUUCUUUGGAAAGAAUCUGGCCUAA
Penicillium macrosclerotiorum is the source of this 918-nucleotide messenger RNA. RefSeq names its product alpha/beta hydrolase. The transcript has a single exon. The record is from RefSeq and is a predicted model, not a curated record. Lineage: Eukaryota; Fungi; Ascomycota; Eurotiomycetes; Eurotiales; Aspergillaceae. The coding region runs from base 1 to 918 and encodes 305 amino acids.